Molecule: messenger RNA, 887 nt
Organism: Elaeis guineensis (African oil palm)
Lineage: Eukaryota; Viridiplantae; Streptophyta; Magnoliopsida; Arecales; Arecaceae
Biological process (GO): photosynthesis
Cellular component (GO): photosystem I reaction center; photosystem I
Source: RefSeq, a predicted model, not a curated record
AGAGCCUUAAGCUUCUUGCGGGGGAGGGAGGGAGGGGGGGAGAGAGAGAGGAGUGCAGGAAAAAGUACUCAUACUAUGGCAACCUCGAACAUGGCCGCAGCUGCCUCAAGCUUUGUGUUCACUUCCAACCGUUCUCCCACCACCACGAACGCCUCACCACGUUCCAACUCCAUCAGCUUCUACCAGCCCACCAGAAGAUUUGUGAUUCGUGCUGCAGGGGAAAAAGAGAAUGGACCCGAGAAGCCAGAUCCCGGUAAAGUAAAUGGACCCGAAAAGCCCGAUACUGGCAAAAUAAAUGGACCAGAGAAGCCCGAUUCUGGAACAAUAAAUGGACCGGAGAAGCCUCCCGGACAAAUAAAUGGACCCGAGAAGGGCGAUCCUGGUAAAAUAAAUGGACCGGAGAAGCCCCCUACUGGAACAACAAAUGGACCUGAGAAGCCUCCUUCUGCGAAACUCAGUGGACCCAAGGAGAAUGAACCGAUGAGGGGCGCAAAGGUGAAGAUCCUUAGGAAGGAAUCUUAUUGGUAUAAUCGCAUUGGAUCAGUGGUGACCAUAGAUCAGGACACAAAGACUCGCAAUCCUGUUGCAAAGUAAAUUAUGCUGGUGUGUCUACGAACAGCUUCGCAUUGGAUGAGAUCCAGGAAGUGAAAUGAGGGUUGCUGCCUGCGUUCUUCGUGAGUCAUGUACCAAUUCCGAACUUUGUAUAAUACUAGUCCUCUGUGCACCUUUACCUAUGAGUAUCUUUUAAUUUGUAUAAUACCUAUCAUGUACCAGUCCCAAAUGAGUGUCACAGUGCAUGUAUGAUCCAUGCCACUGUUUGCCUUGUACCUUUCGAUACUGCAGUAAUAAGCAAAACUUCCUGGCAUAAAAAGAACUAUAUUGCUAUA